AUGGAUUUUGAUGAUUUAUUGGAGCAAAUUGUUAACAAUGAUACUAAGCCAUAGAGUACAAGAGAAAGAAACAGAAGGUCUUUUAUGGAUCCACCGUAAUAGAAUUUUAUUAAAUGAAGGAAAUUGGAGACAUAAAAAAUAGCUAAUGAUCCAUAUGAAUUUGAUAGCAUACUCAAAUCUCAAGAUUCUCCUGUUGAUAGACAAUCUUCCUUUGUGCCAAGACAAAGACCAUAAACUGCUGUUAUAGAUGAAUCAAAAAAACAAAAAAUGGCUGAUCUAUUCUAACUACCAAAAACUACUGUUAAUAAGGAUUUGCCUCCACCUCCCCCACAAAUUGAAGACACAAGCAACAACAUGGAGAUAUCGAUGGGACAGAGUAGAAGAUAAAAAAUGAGGAUGCUCUCGUAAAACAAGGGUCAACCUUAGAAGAGUGAUAUCAAUUCAAGUUAAGAUCCCAUUGCAAAUAAUACAUAAUAAAUAGAAGUCGAAAAGCAAUCAGUUUAGUCUGAUUAUUCAGUUAAAUAAAGCAAACAACCAGAAAUACAGCUUAGUGCUCCUGUUAAUCUGAAUGCUCAAAAGUUUCAAGAUGAAAUUAAGCAACUAAAAUAAGAAAAGGAAAAAUUGUAAGAUGAUGCACAGGCUCUAAGGAAUGACAAAUAGAAACUACAAGAUGAAUUAGAAAUAGAAAAAAGGGAGAGACAAAGAGUGAUCACUGAAAAAUUGGAGGCAGAAAGAAGUUUCAUUAAAGAAAGAGAAUAGUUGAAGAACGAUUAUGAAAGAGAUAAAUAGAGAGCUGUUGAUGCUGUGAAAUUGGAAGUAACUAUUUGAAAUUUAUAAAAUAUUAGAAUGAAAUAAUGAGAUAACAAUUAGGAGAAUAGAAAUAAUUGGAUCAUCUCGCAGAUAAAAUUAAGGAUAGUGCUAAGGAAUUGGAGACACUUAAAAAUCAAUUAUAUCAAAAACAUGAAUAAUAGGCUUAAGAAAAGAUAAGAUUAUUAGAAAGGAAGUAAAAUGAGAUCAAUGACCAAGAGACGAAUUUGGAAAAAGAGAAAUCCUACAUUGAAAGUGAGAAGAGGAGACUCCAAAACAUUUAAGAUGACAUUAGCAGAAGGGAAUAAUUGUUUCAAGCCUCAAUGGAAGGAGACAAGAGAUCAUUGUAGAGCGAGAAAUAACUAUUAUAAGAUAUUAAGGAGUCCUUAAGAACCUUGGAAAUUGAAACUAAAAAACGAUUAGAGUAAGAGAGCAUGUUUAUACAAAGAUAGAAGUAAUCUAAAAUAUAUUAUUUAGAAAUGAACUUGAACUAUUGAAAAAUGAAAUGAAUUCACAAGCAUAAAGUAAAUUAAGACAGUUGGAUUUAGAAAGAUAAUUAUUUGAAUAGCAAAAGAAUGAGUAUCAUGAAUUUACUUAGAAAAAUAAUUAGAUCAUUCAACAAAAAUAUUCAGAUAUUGAAAAAUAACAAUAAAAAAAUGGAGCUAAGGAAAUGCAACUCAUUGCCUUAUAAAGAGAUUUAGAUAUGAAAAGUAAUUAAGUUACUAGUUUACAUGCUGAGUAUUCAAGAAAAUUGGGUUUAGUAGAUGGGGAAAGAUAAUAAUUAUUGUAAAAAUUAAAAGAAAUUAAUGAAAAGGAGUAGCUUUAUCAUAAAGAAAUUAGUAAUGUAUAAGAAUUUAGACAAAUUUACUAAUAAGAAAAGGAGACAAUCUAAAAACAAAAACUUGAAUUGCAUUAAUAGUUGACCUAAAACCAAUAAGAUAAAAUAUAGAUUGAAUAAGAAAAGAAUUAAUUAACCUAAAUGCAUAAGACUUUAUCUCAUUUAAGAUCUGAAAUAGCUUAAAAUACUACCUAAGGAUUCUCUUAAACCGCUGCAUUACCUGCUAAGCCUGUCCAAAAAAAUAAAGUGGAAAAGCCUAAGUCCGCUCAAAAAAUUCCUAUUCACAACAAUUCUUCAGCCAACCAAACAGCAUCAAAUUUCGAUGUAGGCAGUUAUAUGAAAUACUUGAAGAAUGUUGAUUAUUUACAUUGA
Molecule: messenger RNA, 2017 nt
Organism: Paramecium octaurelia
Lineage: Eukaryota; Ciliophora; Oligohymenophorea; Peniculida; Parameciidae
Source: the annotation of a GenBank genome assembly